CAGUUCGUCAACCACCUCGGUAGCUUGCUGGCCAAAAUAGCCGAAAGAUUCAAGCUAUUUAUACGCUUUCGGUGUAUAUUAGCUACUGUGUUUGAGACACACUUCUGUCGUAUCUACUUGUUAACCUAUUUAAUUUAAUAUUACAUUAUUUUGUAUUAGUCAGCUAUAGUAGCUGGCUGGUUAAGUUAGCACUAGCCUAGUUGCUACUGCUAGCUAGCUAACAUCCCCGAACAUGAGCUCCCUAAACUACUCCCCUCCUGUUAAAGAAGAGGGGGUCCGCUGGACGGAGAAAGAAGCUCUGGGACUGAACAUUGUCGUGAAAGAGGAGAAGGAAGAGGAGGAUGUCACAGUAAAACAAGAAGUCGAGGCUGAGGCUGUUACAGUGAAAGAAGAGAAAGAUGUUUCAGUGAAAGAAGAGGAAGACUCGUUCAGAGUGAAAGAGGAAGAGGAUGUCACAGUAAAAGAAGAGGAGGAAGACAAAGAGGAUGCAGUUUUUGGAGUGAAGAAGGAAGGGGAGAUUACUGUCACAUUGAAAGACGAAGAGGUGGAGAUAGGAGAUCUGAUUAACACCAGUAAGUACCGCAUUCAAUUUGUUGCUACCCCUUGUUUUCUCCGUUCCGUUUCCAACAAGUGACUUAACAUAUAUAUU
This is a messenger RNA of Oncorhynchus kisutch (coho salmon), 649 nucleotides long. Its product is annotated as protein Ycf2-like. Lineage: Eukaryota; Metazoa; Chordata; Actinopteri; Salmoniformes; Salmonidae. The record is from RefSeq and is a predicted model, not a curated record. The coding region runs from base 233 to 634 and encodes 133 amino acids. The transcript has a single exon.